AUGGGCUCGUCUUUAUGUGUUGCCGUGAGGAAAAAGGAAAAGCAGAAGCAGAAGAAGACCGUGGUGUUCUUACCAGAGAUCCCUGAAGAAAUGUUGAUCGAUAUCCUAAUCAGAUUGCCGGCGAAAUCUCUGAUGAGAUUCAAGUGCGUCUCAAAGCUCUGGCUUUCCCUUAUCACCUCUCGAUACUUCACCAACCGUUUCUUUAAACCCUCAUCACCAAGUUGUUUGUUCGCGUAUCUUGUGGACAGGGAAAAUCAGAGCAAAUACCUGUUGCUCCAAUCAUCAUCGUCAUCGAGGCAUGAUCACUCGGACACAUCUGUCUCUGUGAUUGACCAACAUUCGACCAUACCGAUAAUGGGAGGCUACUUAGUGAACGCUGCUCGUGGUUUGUUGUGUUACAGAACUGGGAGAAGAGUGAAAGUUUGUAACCCUAGCACAAGGCAGAUUGUGGAAUUGCCCAUAAUGAGAUCUAAGACUAAUGUGUGGAAUUGGUUUGGACAUGAUCCUUUUCAUGAUGAAUACAAAGUGCUUAGCUUAUUUUGGGAGGUCACCAAGGAACAGACAGUUGUGAGAUCAGAACAUCAAGUGUUGGUACUUGGUGUUGGAGCUUCAUGGAGAAACACUAAAAGCCACCACACUCCUCAUCGUCCUUUUCAUCCAUACUCACGAGGGAUGACUAUUGAUGGUGUUUUGUAUUAUAGUGCUCGGACUGAUGCAAAUAGAUGUGUCCUUAUGAGUUUUGACUUAAGUUCUGAAGAGUUCAAUUUGAUUGAAUUACCCUUUGAGAACUGGUCACGCACCAUUCACAUGAACUACCAAGGAAAAGUUGCUACUUGUCAAUAUAUGCGUCUUGCAAGUGAUGGCUUUGUGGAUGUUUGUGUCCUUGAAGAUGCCGACAAGAGUCAGUGGUCGAACAAGAAGACUUUUGUUUUGCCUAUUUCUCAGAUGAAUUUCGUCCAUGGAGACCGGUUGGUGGUGGGUGCCUCUAGAGACAGUGGUAAGGUUUUGAUGAGAAAGGCAAAUCUCUUACGGAAUCAACACGCACGCUUUUUCCUUUAUGAUAUGGAGAGGAAUGAAAUAGCACGAAGGAUUGAAAUUAGACCAUCAUUACUUGGUAGCUUUAACAAGACCAAUCAGUUUCUCAAAGUUUGUUAUACAUUCCAAACUAAGUAA
Messenger RNA from Arabidopsis thaliana (thale cress), 1173 nucleotides. Its product is annotated as F-box and associated interaction domains-containing protein. NCBI's taxonomy places the organism in Eukaryota, Viridiplantae, Streptophyta, Magnoliopsida, Brassicales, Brassicaceae. The coding region runs from base 1 to 1173 and encodes 390 amino acids. The record is from RefSeq and is marked reviewed. The transcript has a single exon.